AUGUCGCAUAGGAAGUUUUCGGCGCCCCGCCAUGGGUCGAUGGGAUUCUACCCCAAGAAGAGGUCCCGUCGCCAUCGUGGAAAGGUCAAGGCUUUCCCCAAAGAUGACUCCAGCAAGCCUGUCCAUCUUACCGCCUUCAUAGGGUACAAGGCUGGUAUGACCCACGUGGUUCGUGAACCCGACCGUCCUGGUUCAAAGAUUAACAAGAAGGAGAUUGUAGAGGCUGUAACCAUAAUUGAGACUCCCCCAAUGGUUGCGAUUGGUGUGGUCGGUUACAUUGAAACUCCUCAUGGACUCCGGGCUUUACUCACAGUGUGGGCUGAGCACAUGUCUGAGGACUGCCGCCGUCGCUUCUACAAGAACUGGUACAAAUGCAAGAAGAAGGCCUUCACCAAGGCCAGCAAGAAAUGGCAGGAUGAGCUUGGACGCAAGUCUAUUGAGAAAGACUUCAAGAAAAUGAUCCGUUACUGUAGUGUUGUGAGGAUCAUUGCUCACACUCAGAUGAAGCUGCUCAAGCAGCGUCAAAAGAAAGCUCACAUCAUGGAGAUCCAAGUUAAUGGAGGUACCAUUGAAGACAAAGUUAAAUGGGCAAGAGAACACUUAGAGAAGCCCAUCCCCAUUGAUUCUGUAUUCACUCAAGAUGAGAUGAUUGAUUGUAUUGGAGUCACCAAGGGCAAAGGAUACAAAGGUGUGACUUCUCGUUGGCACACUAAGAAGUUACCGCGUAAGACACAUAAGGGUUUGCGGAAGGUUGCUUGUAUUGGAGCAUGGCAUCCUUCAAGAGUGUCAUUCACUGUAGCCCGUGCUGGUCAAAAGGGCUACCACCAUCGUACUGAAAUGAAUAAGAAGAUUUACAGGAUUGGACAAGGUAUCCACACAAAGGAUGGCAAAGUUAUUAAGAACAAUGCCUCUACAGAGUAUGACCUUUCUGAGAAGUCUAUCACGCCUAUGGGUGGUUUCCCGCACUAUGGUGAAGUUAACAAUGAUUUUGUAAUGAUCAAGGGUUGUUGCAUGGGACCCAAAAAGCGGGUUAUUACAUUGAGAAAGUCUCUGCGCGUGCACACAAAGAGGGCUGCUCUUGAGAAAAUCAAUCUCAAGUUCAUUGAUACAUCUUCCAAAUUCGGUCAUGGUCGCUUCCAGACACCAGCUGACAAAGCUGCCUUUAUGGGAACUCUUAAGAAAGACCGUAUUCGUGAAGAAGCCGCUGCUACUACGACGCCAGCGGCUGCAGCGCAGUCCUAA
Messenger RNA from Arctia plantaginis, 1242 nucleotides. Lineage: Eukaryota; Metazoa; Arthropoda; Insecta; Lepidoptera; Erebidae. The record is from the annotation of a GenBank genome assembly.